Messenger RNA from Jatropha curcas, 1892 nucleotides. NCBI's taxonomy places the organism in Eukaryota, Viridiplantae, Streptophyta, Magnoliopsida, Malpighiales, Euphorbiaceae. The record is from RefSeq and is a predicted model, not a curated record.
UGCCCGCUUCCAAAAACAUGAGCCUAUUAUCAACUUCAUUUUCAUUUUGUGUAGAGGUCUUGACUCUUGCACUCAUUACACUCUUACAAUGGAGAUUGGUACUUGUCUCCAGCUCUUCUUUCCAGUCGGAGUUUGCAGCCACCGUACGGGGAAACCAAACAGAUUAUGAGGCAUUGAUUGCCUUCAAAUCAAUAAUUACUCAAGACCCUCAUGGAGUUUUAAGCUCGUGGAAUGAUUCUCAACAUUUCUGCAAUUGGCCAGGCAUUACUUGCGGCAGGCGACACAAGAGGGUCACAGUGAUAAGUCUAAUGUCCAGAAAUUUGGUUGGUUCAUUAUCUCCUUCUAUAGGAAAUCUUAGCUUUCUUAGACAGAUAACACUCUCUAACAACACUUUCCAUGGUCAAAUUCCUCCUGAAAUUGGUCGCCUUCUUAGGUUGCAAACUUUAAGACUGACCAAUAAUUCUUUAACAGGCCAAAUUCCAUUCAAUUUGUCUCAUUGCACCAAUCUUGUAAAUAUAUCUCUUCAUAACAAUAAGUUAACAGGAAAACUUCUUUUAGAAUUUGGCUUCUUGUCAAAGCUGGAAGUGCUAGCAAUUUCCCACAACCAUCUAAGCGGAGAGAUACCCAAACCCAUCGGGAACCUUUCCUCCCUACAAAGACUAUAUAUAUCUUAUAAUUUCUUUAAGGGACAAAUUCCAGAGAGCAUAGGCCAGUUGAAGAGCUUAACUGUAAUGGCGCUUGGAGUGAAUGAACUAUCUGGUAUAGUGCCUCCAUCACUAUAUAAUCUAUCAUUGCUUACUGCUUUAUCUUUGAGUUAUAAUCAAUUGCAUGGAAUCCUUCCACAUAAUUUAGGCCAAUCUUUUCCUAAUCUCCAACACAUUGAUGUCCGAAACAACCAACUUGCUGGACCAAUUCCAUUGUCAUUAACGAAUGCUUCUGAUCUUCAACUUGUUUUAUUGUCAUCAAACAAUUUUACUGGACAAAUAUUAAAUACAUUUGGAAACUUACAAUAUCUUUCAAUGUUCGGUUUGGAUGAUAAUAGUCUAGGAGGUGGAGAAACUAAUGAAAUGAAUUUUCUAGUUUCUCUAACCAACUGCAGCAUGUUGUCAGUUAUGGUAAUAGAUCAGAACAGAUUAGGAGGGUCAUUGCCUAACAUUGUAGGGAACCUUUCAAGAUAUAUGAUUGAAUUUUCUGUUUCAGAAAAUCGUAUAUCUGGAGUUAUUCCUGCAGAAAUAGGCAAUCUAAUUACCUUAACUCUGCUAGAUUUCAGUGAAAAUGAAUUCACCGGAAUAAUACCAAGUUCUGUUGGUAAACUUGGAAAUUUACGGCGAUUGAGACUUGAUACCAAUGGACUUUCAGGAAAUAUUCCAUUUUCUUUUGGAAAUCUAUCUUGGUUGAGUGAGUUAUAUUUAUAUUAUAACACAUUGCAAGGAAAUAUCCCUCCUAGUUUAGAGAAUUGCAAAAAUUUGUUGUCAUUAGAUCUUUCUAACAAUAACCUUAGUGGUAGCAUACCAGAACAACUUUUUCAAAUCUCCUCUCUAUCAAUUUCACUAAGUAUAGCUCAUAACCAAUUUACUGGUUCCUUGUCUUCAUCUAUUGGUAAUCUGAAAGGCUUAGGGGAAUUGGAUGUUUCUUGGAACAAGCUGUCUGGAGAAAUUCCUAGUAGUCUUGGAGCAUGCACAAGUCUUGAAAAUUUACACGUGGAGAAUAACUUCUUCCAUGGAUCCAUUCCUUCAUCACUUAGUUCUUUGAAGGGUCUUCAGAAUCUUGAUCUUUCUCAUAAUAAUCUUUCAGACCAGAUUCCAAAUUUUUUUGAAAAAAUUCCUUUCAUUUUUUUAAAUUUGUCUUACAACAAUUUUGAGGGCGAGGUUCCAAAGAAGGGAGUUUUCUAG